Molecule: messenger RNA, 411 nt
Organism: Cooperia oncophora
Lineage: Eukaryota; Metazoa; Nematoda; Chromadorea; Rhabditida; Trichostrongylidae
Source: the annotation of a GenBank genome assembly
UUGUUUUCCAGGUUCAAUGAAGCGACCAUUGGGAUUGACAGGCGUGUGCUUCCAACUGACCUUCUACAAUCUAAAUACGUUCAUCUCAUCGAGAAAUGUCGGUCAACAACUCCUGAGGAAGCUCUGAAGGAAACUGAGAAGAUGUUAUCAAGCGUGGAAUCACAUUCGGCCGAGCUCACUUUGCAGGCGAUCGGUAUGGCGUUAGCUCAGAUAGCGGUCAAACUGCGAACAUUGGAGAAUAUUGACCCCUCUAUCCGCUCUUCCCUGGUUUCUCAGUGUUGUGCUUUACUUGAAAACAGAUGGUGUUCUUCCAGAGCAGCUUCUAUAGUGAGCGCUGUGCCAGUGUGUUUAGGCCUCGUGACUCACUACUACCAGAAUGUUUACGUUCUACAGGUUCGCUUUAGUCUUUGA